CGUUAAUGAAUAUCUCAAAAUCAAAAAAUUCUGUUCCAUUAGACAAGCCUAUCAAAAGUCCUUAGCCAGACAUAUUAUCUAUGCCUAUCCAACCUUUAAGAAUUGAUAUGCUUCUCAACUCCAAAAAUAAAUUGGAAACCCAACAAUCAACUAAAGCAUUAGAUAUUGUGAAAUAAAUGCAUCAAAGUAGCACAGGAAAUUUAAGACUUGAUACAUCUAUUAACAAAUCCAAAGAACAUUUAUUAAAAAAAACCCCUACUAAAACUACUGCUAGUUUUCAUUAUGAUAAAACUCCUGAUAAUUCCUAAAUUAAUUAAUCUUAUAGUCCUCACACUCAUGCUUGUUUAAAACCACAACUUAAAUAAUCAGAAGAUUAAUUAAAUGUAAAGAAUGUCUCUUCUUAAAAAUCAAAUUUAUUAAAAGAUCAAAGCGAUAGAAUCGAAUAACUUAAUAUAUAAUUGAAAGAUUUAAAAUAAUAAUUAACACAAAAAGAACAAGAAAAUUAAAAAUUACAAGAAACUAAUAUUUGUUUAAAUUAAGAUAAUUAAAAAUUAUAUUCUCAAACAGAAGAAAUGUUAAAGGAUCUUGAAUUUAUGAGAUCUAAUUUUGAAUAGUAAAAUAAAGAUUUUAAUCUUUUAAAAUAAUAAAAUCAAUAAUUAUUAGAAGAUAUGAAACUAUUAAGAAGCGAAAGAAACAAAGUGAUUAAUAAUAACAAUGAAUAAGUUUUAAAUUAAAAAAAUAAAGAAAUCUCUUAAUUAUAAAAUGAAUUAAAUGAACAUAAAUAAUUAUUAUUAGCUAAAGAUUCAUCAAUUCAACAUUUAAAAUAAUAAUUUGAAAAUCUAGAAUAAUAAUAAUAUGAUAUCAUGAAUAAAUUAGAAUAAAAAUAAGAUGAGUUAUCAACUUAUAAGUAAUAACAAUAAUUAAAUAUUUUAAAUCAAAAGAAAAGUAAUUAAUUUGAAUCCUUAUCAAGAAGAUCUUCUGUUCAAAAUGAAGUUUUAUUUUAUCAGGCUCAAUUAGAGCAAUUACAAAAAGAAAAAGACAUAUGUGAAUAAAAAUUAGUUGAAAUGCAAACUGUUAUAAAUCAAUUUUUAUUAAAGGAAAAGAAAUUAAAUUAACCAUCCAAUAAUUCUUUUGUCUAGCAAAAAGAAUUUAAUAAAAUGAAAUAAAUUAUUUAAAUCUAAAAAAGAUAAAUUGAAUCAUAAUAAAAAACUAUUAUGAAUUAACAUUAUGAAAUCUAAAAUUUGUAAACUUUAUUGUAUUGUUCUACUGAAUAAGACAGUUAAUUUAAUAAAAAGACAUUUGAUUCAAAUGAUCCAGAAAAAUAUUCACUCUAAUCUGCAGAUAUGUAAAUAUAAUUAUAAUAUCUUCUCUAGAUAUCAUAUAUAAGAAAAAGAAAAUGACAGAAAUGGCUUUAGCGAUAAUUUAGGAAUUCAUCAUAUUACAUUCUAAUAAUAACAAGGAUCUAAAUUUAUUAUGGAAGAUACUUUUAGAAAUUUAGAUAAUGAAUUAAACUCACAUAAUACUUUAACAGAUUGA
Messenger RNA from Paramecium pentaurelia, 1536 nucleotides. NCBI's taxonomy places the organism in Eukaryota, Ciliophora, Oligohymenophorea, Peniculida, Parameciidae. The record is from the annotation of a GenBank genome assembly.